AUGUCAGUAACGCUCCACACGACUCUUGGGGACCUCAAAAUUGAGGUGUUUUGCGAGGCCGUCCCCAAGACUGCAGAGAACUUCCUCGCCCUCUGCGCCUCGAACUAUUACAGCAACUCUCCCCUCCACCGAAUAAUUCCGUCCUUCAUGUUCCAGACCGGCGCGCCCGCUGUUCCAUCACCUCCAGAUAACCCGAAGGGCGGCCGAUCGAUAUACGGGAUAACCUUCGAAGACGAGAUCCGACCAACACUUAAACACCACGAAAGAGGAGUCGUGAGUAUGGCGAAUAAAGGGCCUAACACCAACGGCAGUCAAUUCUUCAUAUGUUUCGCCCCCGCGCCACAUUUGGACGGGUUGAACACGGUGUUUGGGAAGCUGAUUGGAGACGAGAGUCUGGCUACCUUGGCCAAGAUUGAACAGCUGGAGGUGGACAAGAAGGGCAGACCGGUCAAGAAGGACGGAGAAGAGACACCGAGGAUUGAGAGAGUAACGUUACAUGCGAAUCCACUGGCCAAGUGA
Molecule: messenger RNA, 519 nt
Organism: Podospora anserina S mat+
Lineage: Eukaryota; Fungi; Ascomycota; Sordariomycetes; Sordariales; Podosporaceae
Exons: 2
Coding region: 1-519 (172 amino acids)
Biological process (GO): protein peptidyl-prolyl isomerization
Cellular component (GO): catalytic step 2 spliceosome
Molecular function (GO): peptidyl-prolyl cis-trans isomerase activity
Source: RefSeq, a predicted model, not a curated record